Molecule: messenger RNA, 4285 nt
Organism: Sus scrofa (pig)
Lineage: Eukaryota; Metazoa; Chordata; Mammalia; Artiodactyla; Suidae
Gene: EHHADH
Product: enoyl-CoA hydratase and 3-hydroxyacyl CoA dehydrogenase
Biological process (GO): fatty acid beta-oxidation
Cellular component (GO): peroxisome
Molecular function (GO): (3S)-3-hydroxyacyl-CoA dehydrogenase (NAD+) activity; NAD+ binding
Source: RefSeq, a predicted model, not a curated record
GGCCCAUUUUCCAUCGUCCUCUGUGAUCUACUUGGUGAUGGGAGCAGGACAGAGGCCGAUAAAGGGGAAGAGACGACCAGGGUCUGCAGAGUCCUAAACUGUGGUCCGGGAAGGAGAAGGGUUGAGGUGGAGGAUGGGCAUUUGUGCCCCGGCGGGAGGCGGGGCGGGCUCACAUUGGCCCAGCGGGCGCCCCUCCUCGCCGGGUUGACCCGGCCAAGGCCCAGGAAAAGCUGAGGCGAUCUCGGCGAGAGAGGAGAAAUGGCUGAGUUUACGCGGCUGCAGAACGCCCUGGCGCUGCUUCGCCUACGAAACCCGCCGGUCAACGCUCUCAGUGUGUCUGUACUCCAUGGAAUAAAAGAGGGGUUGCAGAAAGCUCUAACAGAUCAUACAGUAAAAGCCAUUGUGAUUUGUGGAACAGAUGGCAUCUUCUCUGCAGGUGCCGAUAUCCAUGGCUUCAGCGCUCAUAAAACCUCUGACUUAACACUGGGAGAUAUAGUAGAUAAAAUACAGAGAUAUGAGAAGCCUGUGGUGGCUGCUAUCCAAGGCUUGGCUUUAGGAGGAGGACUGGAGCUGGCCCUGGGCUGUCACUAUAGGAUUGCCCAUGCAGAGGCUCAAGUUGGCUUUCCAGAAGUCACACUUGGAAUCCUUCCUGGUGCAAGAGGAACCCAGCUUCUCCCCAGACUUAUUGGAGUUCCUGCUGCACUUGACUUAAUUACCUCAGGAAGACAUAUUUCAGCAAAUGAAGCCCGUAAGCUGGGUAUUCUAGAUGAAGUUGUGAACUCAGACCCAGUUGAAGAAGCAAUCAGAUUUGCCCAGAGAGUUUUAGAUCAAACUCUAGAAUCCCGUAGAAUCUGCAAUAAGUCAGUUCAGAGCUUGUCCAACAUGGACACCAUUUUCAGUGAAGCCCUUUUGAAGAUGCGAAAGCAGUACCCUGGGUGCCUUGCUCAGGAGACUUGCGUCCGUGCAGUCCAGGCCGCUGUCCAAUAUCCCUAUGAGACGGGCAUCAAGAAGGAAGAGGAGCUGUUUAUGUACCUUCAGAAAUCAGGGCAGGCUAGAGCCCUGCAAUAUGCUUUCUUGGCGGAGAGGAGUGCAAAUAAGUGGUCCACUCCCUCUGGAGCAUCCUGGAAAACAGCAUCGGCACAGCCCAUCUCCUCUGUUGGCAUUCUCGGCUUGGGAACGAUGGGCCGAGGCAUUGCUGUUUCUUUUGCAAAGGCCAAAAUCCCCGUGAUUGCUGUAGAACCAGACAAGAAGCAACUAGAGAAUGCCAACAAGAUAAUAACCUCCCUCUUGGAAAAGGAAGCAUCCAAAAUGCAGCAGAGUGGCCAUCCUUGGUCAGGACCAAAACCCAGGUUAACUACAUCUAUGAAAGAGCUUAGUGGUGUAGAUUUAGUCAUUGAAGCAGUAUUUGAGGAAAUGAACCUGAAGAAACAGGUCUUUGCUGAACUGUCAGCCGUGUGCAAGCCACAAGCAUUUUUGUGCACCAAUACUUCCGCCCUGGACAUUGAUGAAAUUGCUUCUUCCACCAAUCGUCCUCACUUAGUCAUUGGCACCCACUUCUUCUCACCAGCUCAUGUGAUGAAGUUGUUAGAGGUUAUUCCCAGCCGAUACUCUUCCCCCACUACCAUUGCCACUGUUAUGAAUUUAUCAAAAAAGAUUAAGAAAAUUGGAGUAGUUGUAGGCAACUGUUUUGGAUUUGUUGGAAAUCGAAUGUUGAAGCCUUAUUAUGAUCAGACAUAUUUCUUAUUAGAAGAUGGCAGUAUGCCAGAGGAGAUAGAUCAGGUGCUGGAAGAGUUUGGUUUCAGAAUGGGACCUUUUAGAGUAUCUGAUCUUGCUGGGUUGGAUAUAGGUUGGAAAUCUCGGAAAGGGCAAGGUCUUACUGGACCUGCAUUGCCUCCAGGAACUUCUGCCCGAAAGCGAGGCAACCAGAGGUACUGCCCAGUUCCUGAUAUGCUCUGUGAAUUGGGACGGUUUGGCCAGAAGACAGGUAAGGGUUGGUACCUUUAUGAUAAGCCAUUGGGUAGGAUUCACAAACCUGAUCCCUGGUUUUCCAAAUUUCUGACACAGUACAGAGAAACCCAUCACAUUGAACCACGUGUCAUUAGCCGGGAUGAGAUCCUUGACCGCUGCUUAUAUUCACUCAUCAAUGAAGCAUUCCGCAUCCUGGAAGAUGGGAUAGCAGCUACCCCAGAGCACAUUGAUGUGGUCUAUUUACACGGGUAUGGAUGGCCAAGGCACAGGGGUGGGCCUAUGUUCUAUGCUUCCACAGUUGGGUUGCCCACAGUGCUAGAGAAGUUGCAGAAAUAUCACAGGCAGAAUCCUGAUAUUCCCCAACUAGAGCCUUGUGACUAUCUGAAAAAACUGGCUUCCCAGGGAAACCCUCCCCUGAAAGAAUGGCAAAGCUUGGCAGGACCCCCCAGCAGUAAGUUGUGAUUCAGCCUUUUGGGUUUUGACUCACAUAUUGGCAUCAGGUAAUGCUUGCUGAAUUUCAUUGAAAUUAAAUCCAAGAUCCAAAGUAAGAGGGCUCUGAAAUACAAAGCAAAAGGAAUAAUCAGUUGGCUAAACUUCCUCUUUGGGUCUUCUGUCUGAUGGUAAUUCUAAUGUCAGAUCUUCAGGAAUGUGCUUCUUAUGCCUCAGAAUCUGUCCCUAACAGAUAAAUGACUUUAAUCACGGGGAAUAAACUUGUGUUAACACCAUAAUAGCUAAGGAGAAAGCCUCAGGAAUAAGUUGAGGUUCUCAAAUUCUUUGAUCUUUGGAGGAAUAUAUCAUCAAUUGUUAACUGAUAAAUGCAGCUGAGUCCUAAAUUCAUUCUGAGACCUUUCAGCCUCACACAUGUAGGAAGUCUUAUGGACCCUUCACUCAACAGACAUUUAUUGUGCCCCCCUGAGCAUCUUGCACAGCACUCAACAGAUCUAGAGUCCAGAGGGGCAUUAAUCCUGCAAGGAAGCUGGGAUAAAGAUCAGUUCAUAGCCUCAGAGGUGGAGCAGAGAUGGUUGGCAGGGUAGAGUCGGCAGUGAGGGUCUCUAUGCAUGAGUUGAAAAGCUGCCCAAGGAGAGGCAGAGGCGAUAACCAGAGACAAGGUAUCAACAGCAGAACAGUGUUAAUGCUGUAGGCCAAACACAGUUGGGAAUUGGUGAGGAAAUCACAAUCUUCCCACCAGAAUGUGGAACUCAGGGUAGUGUGGCAAGUCAUGCUCAAUAACCAUUCCUGUCCAAGGCCCAUGUGCAUAGUUGUCUUUGCUGUUUGUUCCCAAUGUUUGAUGGUAAUUUCCUCAGGACCCAGGAUGUCUACAACCUGGUCAGUCAGUCUUUCUUUCUCUCUCUCUCUCUUUCUUGGCCCAUACUUGUGGCAUAAGGAAGGUUCCCAGGCAAGGGGUCCAGUCAGAGCUAUAGCUGCCAGCCUACGCCACAGCCACAGCAACACUAGAUCUGAGCCCCGUCUGCAACCUACACCACAGCUCACUGCAACGCUGGAUCCUUAACCCACUGAGCGAGGCCAGGGAUUGAACCUGCAACCUCAUGGUUACUAGUCUGAUUCGUUCCUGCUGCACCACAAUGGGAACUUCAACCUGGUCUUUCUUUACUCAUAUUCAAGAAGGAGUAAGUCGUUGACUUAGUAUAAGAAGAGAUCUCAGGGAUCUAACCUCCUUCGACUAUGUGAUAGAGUAAUGGUGCUAGUUCCUCUGUCAUGACAGUUCCGCUGUCACCCCUUUGUUGGGUGUGAAAUGGUCACAACUUGACAAAUCUAAAAUUAUUACAGAAAAAUUUCUUAUAGUUUUGUUACAAGAAUUCUUCUCUUUUUACUUUUUGCCUUGUACAGUUAAAAGUUGAGGGGCUGGUCAACAUCAAAACUUAUACACAUGUUUAUAGCAGAAUUACUCAUAAUAACCACAAGUUGGAAACAACCCAAAUGCCCAUCAACUGAUGAAUGGAUAAAUAAAAUGUAGAAUAGCCAUACAAUAGGAUAUUAUUUAAUUAUAAAAAGAAAUUAAGUGCUCAUACAUGCUACAUAAUGAACCUUGCAAAUAUUAUGCUAAGUGAAAAAAACAGGUAAAUAUAUUAAGAUAGAAGCAGAUUAUAGGUUGCCUGAGGCUGGAAUGAUUGGAGGCUGGGGAGUGAUUGGAAUGGGUACAGGGUUUCUUUGGGGGUUGAUUAAAAUGUUCUGAAAUUAUUGUGGUGAUGGUUACUUAACUCUGUGAAUCUACUAAAAACCAUUGAAUUGUAAACCUUAAAUGGGUGAACUGUAUGGUAUGUGAAUUAUAUCUUAAUAAAGUUAAUAAACAAACAAA